Molecule: messenger RNA, 1980 nt
Organism: Pedinophyceae sp. YPF-701
Lineage: Eukaryota; Viridiplantae; Chlorophyta; Pedinophyceae
Source: the annotation of a GenBank genome assembly
AUGCAGGCCCAGCUGCGUGUGUCCAGGUCCGGCCAGGGCGCUCCUCGGGGCGUGCCGAUGGUCGUUUGCAAGGCGGCAAGCCAGACUGUCAAGAAGGGAUCGACUGUCAAGAAGGGACAGCAGGUCGGAGAAAUCCAGACGCACAGCAUGGAGGAACGGACAGCGAAGGUGCCCGUGGACCGCAUCCGAAACUUUUCCAUCAUCGCCCACAUCGACCACGGCAAGUCCACGCUGGCUGACCGGCUCCUCCAGAAGACCGGCACAGUGCUGGACCGCGAGGCGACGGACCAGUUCCUAGACAACAACCCCCUCGAACGGGAGCGCGGCAUCACGAUCAAGCUCCAGUCGUCGCGCAUGAAGUACACUGCCAAGGACGGAGAAACGUACUGCCUGAAUCUCAUCGACACGCCCGGUCACGUGGACUUCGGGUACGAGGUGUCGCGGUCGCUCGCGGCGUGCGAGGGAGCCCUUCUGAUCAUCGAUGCUGCCCAGGGCGUGGAGGCACAGACUCUUGCUAACGUCUAUCUAGCGAUCGAGAACGACCUCGAGAUCAUCCCCGUGAUCAACAAGAUCGACCUGCCCGCGGCGGACCCCGAGCGCGUGAAGAAGGAGGUCGAGGAGGUCGUCGGCAUCGACUGCUCCAACGCCAUCCUGUGCUCGGCCAAAGCAGGCAUCGGCAUCGAGGACGUCCUUGAGGCGGUCGUGGAGCGUGUGCCUCCGCCCCCGGACACGACGGACCAGCCCACGCGCGCGCUGAUCUUCGACUCCUUCUACGACGACUACCGCGGCGUGAUCGCGUACUUCCGCGUGAUGGACGGCGAGAUCACCUCGAAGGACGUGGCGCGCUUCAUGAACACCAAGUGCGAGUACGCCAUCACCGAGUUGGGUGUGCUGUCCCCUGCCCAGACCAAGGUGGACCGGCUGUACGCGGGCGAGGUGGGCUAUCUGGCCGCGUCGAUCAAGCAGGUGGCGGACGCGCGCGUGGGCGACACGAUCACGGUCAAGAGCAACCCGGCACAGAAGGCCUACCCGGGCUACAAGGAGGCUGUGCCCAUGGUGUUCUGCGGGCUCUUCCCCACGAGCGCCGACGACUUCCCCGACCUCCGCGACGCGCUCGGAAAGCUCCAGCUCAACGACGCGGCCCUGCAGUUCGAGCCGGAAGUCUCGAGCGCGAUGGGGUACGGUUUCAGGUGUGGCUUCCUCGGCCUCCUGCACAUGGAGAUCGUCCAGGAGCGUCUGGAGCGGGAGUACGACAUCGACCUGAUCAUCACCGCGCCCACGGUGCUGUACAAGUGCCGCACGACGGAUGGGGAGGACCACGUCGUGUCCAACCCCUCGGACCUACCCGAGGCCGGCAAGCGCGAGUACAUUGAGGAGCCGUACUGCCGCAUGGAGAUCAUCACGCCCAAGGACUACGUGGGAGGGGUGAUGGAGCUCGCGCAGGGCCGCCGCGGGGAGUUCAAGAACAUGCAGUACCUGACGGAGGAGCGGACGACGCUGGUGUACGACAUCCCGCUCGCGGAGGUGGUGACGGACUUCUUCGACGAGCUCAAGUCGCGCACCAAGGGCUAUGCGUCGAUGGAGUACACGCCGACCGAGUACCGGAAGAACGACCUGGUGAAGCUCGAGAUCAAGAUCAACCAGGAGCCGUGCGACCCCCUCGCCGUCAUCUGCCACCGCGACGCCGCGUACUACACCGGCAAGGGCAUGGUGGAGAAGCUCAAGGAGUUCAUCCCCAGGCAGAUGUUCAAGAUCCCCAUCCAGGCCGCCGUCGGCACGCGCGUCAUCGCGUCGACGUCGAUCCAGGCGCUCAGGAAGAACGUGCUGGCCAAGUGCUACGGCGGUGACAUUUCGCGGAAGAAGAAGCUGCUGAAGAAGCAGGCAGAGGGCAAGAAGCGCAUGAAGGAGUUCGGCAAGGUGUCGGUGCCGCAGGAGGCGUUCCUGUCGGUGCUCAGCGUCAAGCAGACCGAAGUGGAGUAG